AUGGCGACCGGCGAAUACCAUAAUUUCGAAUCGCAUUGUUGUUUCUGCGGCAUUGUCUUAGCAGCGUACCGAACGAGAGCUCAUCCGAAGGAACCAUACCCAGACGCCAGAUGGGAUGGUGGAUAUCCCGGAGAAUACGUCUCUGUUGACGACCUUGCUUGGGCGUUUGAGUUCAGAGCUCUGCGAGACUCGCGUGGUACACACAACGACAUAUCACCAGCAUCCGAUUUGGGGGAGGACAGUGCCGUCUCCCCUUUCUUUACAGGAAUUGGCCUAUUCGGUCCGCGAAGUGCCAAUGCGAGAGCGUUAACGGCCCCGACCGACCCAACUGCUGUUCAUUCGGACCCAGACUUUCAGGCUCGCCCUGAUGACACAUUUAGCAUAUUCACGUCUUACGUUUCCUUCGAUAAUACAUCAGGCCGUGGUUUUGUCUUCCAUGCGAAAUGCUUUGAGAUAUUCAGAACUCUUUUACCAGACCGGUUCAAGGACGGGAGCGAGGGUCGCAGAGCAUACUAUGUCAAGCCGGAAGUGAGAGAUAGGUUGUGGGAAAUACUAAGUUUGGUUCGCAAGGGAUUUGGAAAUGGCGAUAUCUCAGGUUGGGACGAUGGGGCGUCACCCUUCCGCCAAUCCAUCAGCGAUGGCACUUUCCCUUCUUUUAUCGAUCAUAGUAGUUGGUCAAGCACAAGAACACUCUUGGAUGGCAAAGCGUUUGGGGGUCGGGGUAUGCUGCCAUAUAUUGCCGCAGAUCCACUAAGGGUCCCCAAACUACAAGCAAUUCUUGACGAUCCUCCCUUAAUAUCUGCUUCGAAUCAUUCUCUGCAGCAUCAGUUUUCCCAAGGCCAAGGCCCGAGGGAUCUGUUUAGUAAACUCCCAAACGAAAUCCUGGAUAUCGUGCUUUGCCAGCUAAGAAGCAAAGAUGUCACCAACCUUCGCCUCGCUGUGAGAUCGAUCGCGGAGUCCCCUUUGACGAACUCAUUCUUCAGAUCGAGGUUUAAGGAUCCCCAUGAGAUGCACUUCGUAUAUGAAAGUGCUGCAGCCCGGUCCACUGAAGGAAAAAUCGAUUGGGAGCGUCUUUAUAUCUCAAUAAAAGAACUCCUGGUUUCUCCAGCAGCCAAGGAUGAGUCAGAUGAGGAGAGAAUUGAGAGCAAAGACGGCAAAAAGCGAGUCCGCUAUGAUAGAUCCCGACACCUGCGUCGAUUUUAUCGGAACCGGAUAUGCCCUCGGUACCCGCUAUCGCCUGGCCUAGCCAAUAGACUCCGUAUACAUGUGAUAUUAAAACCCCUGAUAGACCGUAUUGCACUUCUCGUCGACACACCAUUGAGAGGAGAUGUUUACACUGGAAUUCUUUCAUUUCUUGGUGGGGAGCUUGACAAAUACCCAUCAUUGAGCCCACUUCUUGACGACUUCACAGCCGUCAUAGCUGAUAAAACCAAUCUACCACACAGUAGACAGGGUAUACAUUAUUAUCUAGGCGAGCAAGGCGGCCUAUUUGUACCCACAGCCAUCCCCAGCACAGUUGGGUUGUCGAGCUUGUCGGCACAGCAGGUUAGACUGCUGCCGCUCAGAGGGAGAUCACGAGUUCGCAUCCGAAAAACCAUUUCUGCAGGGCCAAAUGUGAAAAGGGGAACAAGAGACUUGGAAGAACAACCCCCUGACCAAAGACAGCUCAUUCAUUCUGCCUUGUCUUGCAUCGAGAAUUGUGCUCGAAAGUGCACAUGGGAUCCGAAUGCCACCGUUAUGAGGAUUGGCUUUAGCUUUAUUGGUAAAGCAGAUGACAAAUCGCAAGAAGCCGUAGUUGACUAUCGAAAACACAUUUGUGGUCUUAGAUUCUGGGGUCAAUUGCCCGGGCUAUGGGAAGAAGAGACAUACGAGACGGAAACGCCGAUGGUGUUGCUUGGUGAAGUUGGCUAUAUCAUGCCUGAUGAGAUAGUUAUCUCGCUGCCAGAAAACUCCACCUGGAUUGGGUUCAUGGUGGGCGUAACAGAAUCUGGUAUAGUUAGGUUAAAGCCACUCACCCACCCACCGUGGAAAGAAGCCCGUUGGAUCGGGAGUUCGACUUCAAUGACGGAAUCAAAACUCGGCUGGAGCAUGUGGCAUGAGCAUGAACACGGAGAGCAAACCACGGCACUUGCUAAACGCCGAGCUCAAGGUUUCAAAGUCAUCGGCCCCGUCCAUGACUAUUACUCUGAUUUUUCCUACCCAGCAGCUGAAGGCAAACUUACAGUCUCACCAACGAAAUGGACAAUUGGUGGGAUCACAGUUGGCUUGGGCACUCUCCGCUUCACAUCAAUUGCAUUGAUUGAAUACCGAAAUGACGAGACAACCUCAAAACGAAGCAAGGGUAAGGGGAAAGCUACUAUUUUUGAUGAACCAUCUGAUUAUGCGAAAAUUGUAAUUGAUGGUGAGGAAACCAUCUGUGAACCACUUCCUCUUGGCGCUACCGACAAUGUUCUCGAGCCCGAUGAACACAUUGACGGAGUUCCCAGCCUUGUCGACCGAUAUUGCUGGCGGCCUUACUUCCCGCUACCCCACUAUUGGGAAGACAACACCACGAAUGUGACCAUAUCUGCUAGGAACCUUUCAUUUGCGUUUCCAAGAACCUACUUGCAAGAUGCCCUCCUGGCUGCAGGGCUGCCAAUCCCCCCGGAAGCACAUGCAUACUGGAAUGGGCCCAACUUUGGACCCCCACCAAAUACUCCCCCGUUGAGGGUUCCAAGAAACCGAGAUGAGUUAACUGUCAUGGAGUAUUUCGACUUUGGAGGUCCAGGCGGGAAAUACUUAAGGCGAUUGCUGUGUGUUAAAGCAUUUUAUGCAAGCCAUACGAAUGGUGCUGCGCGAGGUGUUUCCGGAUUCGAGUUCACAUACGAAAUGGACGAAGUAGAUGUGAAGGAGUGCAAACUUCGUGGCGAAGGCAUACCACCCCUCGAGAGAUAUGUUGAGGUUAGGCGUGGUGGUGUAGAUUUACACUACCUCAGCUGCGCAGCAACGAUAGACGGUAAAGGCGGUGAGCGUAUUGUGCGCGUUGGAACGAAUCACCUCUGCCUUAGCGAGCGGAGCUAUCUUGGUGUUAUGUUCAUUACCAACUUUGGCCGAAAGAUCGAGUUUCCAGCCUGUCUACCACCAACUACUAGGCGUAGAUCACGUCGUAGAUUGAGAAGGGUACCUAGAGUGUACCCUUCCGGCGGUGGGAAUCCCCCCCCACCCGGCGGCGAUGAUGGCGCAGGCCCUGCCCCAUUGCCCUACUGGCUUCCGAGCCCUGGUGGGCACCCGAUUUCACUACCACCACCACCUCAUGUGAUCCAGAGUGGCUCACAACCCCCCAGUGGUGCUUUGCCAGUCAUAAUACCCCCAAUGAUAGCUCAGUCUAGUGCCACACCCUCUGCAUCUAGGCGAACUCGAGGAACAGUCCGAAUCAAGAAGAUCAAAGCAAGCGACUCCUCAAGCCUCGCUCCACCACUGGGUAGUAAAGAUGAGCCAAAGAGCAAUAAAUCAUCUGUCACAAAUGAAGCCAACGAAGCAGCGAAGAGUGAUAUUGCCACAAAAGAUGAUAGCACGAAGGAAGAAGGCGAGGCAAGUAGUAUCUCUAUGGCAACCCCAAGCAAUCAAGCUAGGGAAAACUCAUUUGAGGCCUUCCUAAACGAUAUCGCACCACGUGUAACAUCUCCUGAUAUAUGGGAUGACCCCUUCGGCCUCGGCCUUCCGACUAUGUCCUCUAGCAGAUCCGAAGAAACAAAACCGGAUCUUGAUGAUAUGCAGGAAGCAUCGACUGCCUAUGAAUUUUUCGAAACAGAUUCUAAGUCUUUGAUAACCGGUUUCUUCGGGUGUACUGACGGUAAGCCCUAUUUGGGUGAGGGACUUAAGGCGUUCGGAAUCGUAACUCAAACACCGUCUGCAGAAGAGCAAAGUGUCCUUGAGGCGCGAGAUAUAAGUCAACUAAGGUCGCCCGAUCAACUUGAGUCGGGAGGUCCUAUCGCUUGCUUCUCCCAACUCGAUAGGGCUAGGUAUUGGAAACGACAUAGUGACGAUGACAUAAUCAAAGAUUUUAUUAAUAAAGUCAACUUUGACGACCCAAUUGCGAAAAUCAGGGUAUUUUGUCGGCCGACGAUGCCAUUCUUCGCCGGUUACUCAAAGCCUACCGCUAAUGGCCUCGGACUUGUUUUCGAAUAUCACAACGAUGACCUCGUAGAAGAUGGUUGUGGUGGCUUCCGCCCGCGAGCAGCCCAAAUCCUCGGAGAAUUAAGGGAAGAAAGCGCCGCUGGCUCUUUCGAACUUGAGAAGGGCGAACGGAUUAAUGGUAUAUGGGUCUGGUGCGCUGAUAAGACCCGGGUUAGUAAGUCGCAUGUAAACGAAUUCGGGCACCGCGGAGCAGACGUAAUAGCUGCCCUAAGACUUCGAACCGAUAAAGGAAGAACCAGUAAGAUAUUUGGAGGCGAGCGAGGUGGUACUUGCCACUUUUUCGAAUCCUCCGGAAAGAAGAAGCUCAUUGGCCUCCGAAUGACGUACGACUAUAUGUCAGAUUGGAUCUCUCCUAUCUGGCGCGAACAAGAGGAAGAUAUUCUCCCAGAAAAGCCCGAUCCAAAGCUUCGGUACAUCCCGUUUGGCUGGAGCGUCUUGAACCGACCAUUGUCGGUAAUACAAGUAUUCGCGGACCCCGCAGAUAGCCAAGACUUCGGACCUGAUCAAAUCAAAAUUAUCAGAGGGUUCUUUGACCAUCAGUUUAGAGGUGUGAGCUUCAUAUACAAAUCUGGUGCAACAAGGUCAUUCGGGAAGUGCAUCGGUGCGAGUGCGGAUUUCCACUUAGAAGAAGGGGAAAGAAUCUUUGCCUUGCGAUAUCGCCCUGGUACCAACUUUUCUUUUCACUUUUGUACUGUUCGCGUGGACCCGGAAACCGGGGACGUUCAGACAAGGUCGACACCUCUAUUCGGUAUCGAGGUUGCCGGCUUUGGUCUACCGCCGCUGAACGAAAUUGUCAGGGACCUAAAAUCAUGGAGGCACAUCUUCGAAGACGAAGUUCGGCCUGCGGAGAGAGAUUAUAGUUACUCAACAGACGAAAGCUCCGAUUACAACAACUAUCAAACCUCAACUCGCCAUCCUCUCGAAGAUGCUUAUGACACCCAUCAAAACAACCUUCGGGUUCAAACUGCUACUACACUAGAAACCAACGUUGUCCAGGGAACUUUCAAAUGGGAUGAAAAUGGAUUUAUUGAUAUCCGGCCACCGCUAGGGUAUGAUUUCGCUGGGCUUUGGCUCCAGGAAGUAGAUCUUGAUUUCAAACUUGGAAUGCUAGUCGUCGCUGCACCUGACCCAGACGCUCUCCUCGCGAUGGUUGACUAUUCAGAGCUUGCUUUCCCCCCUCCACAGACCUCUGUCCAACCAGUUCUUGAUCUUUACACCGAUGCAGAUGAUCCAUCUGCCGAAAUCAAAACCUUCAAUGGAAGGCCGUUUAUGCCACCACUACCUUGGCUUGGAUCAUAUCCGACGGAUAAACUGCCAGGCGAUGCUGUACUUUCGAAGAAAGUGGGCGCCCAGAUCGGCUCAGUGCGGUUGUGGGCGUCUUUUAAUAAGCCCCAAUUAAUGGAUAUCAACGUAUACUACAGUUUCCCGACCCGCCUGAUCCAUAUCCAUGGGAUUGAAUUUACGCAAUUUAUCAAAGUCGACAAGCGAGCAGGUCCUCAUUUACGAAAUCAAGAAGUUGUAAGGCUAGGAACUACUGGAUUUAUGACAACUCUCUGUAGCACUACCAAGAAUCCUCUAAAACUCAGGGAGCGGAAGAUGGUUGGUUUGAAGGUCGGAAUGGUACCGGAUAUCUUCCAGAGGAUCCCAGCUUCCACCCCAGGAACGCCAGUAAGAGAUGUUAAGCUUGCAGACUGGCCGAUCAAAGCCAGGCGCAACAAAGGUGGCGAACCUCAAAUAGUGACUUUAGAGCUUAUUCUCGAGAACGGUGAAAUGUUACCCCUAACACCGCCCGCGGCAGAAUCGACACACCGGGGUAAGUGUCCACCACGGUUAGUAUACGAAACAGUAAUGUGUCCUGAGGGGCACGAAAUCAUUGGGAUGCACGGGAACUUUGGGCUCUACUGCCACGCCAUUGGUAUCAUCUCAGCGCCUUUCCGUGCUGUUGAGAAGAAGUCACCUGCAGUACCAUCACCUCCACCCUUAAUCCACGAAGAAAUUCUACUCGGAUAUUGA
Orbilia oligospora ATCC 24927 is the source of this 6189-nucleotide messenger RNA. RefSeq lists its product as uncharacterized. The transcript has 12 exons. Bases 1 to 6189 code for a protein of 2062 amino acids. Gene Ontology annotation, molecular function: protein binding. NCBI's taxonomy places the organism in Eukaryota, Fungi, Ascomycota, Orbiliomycetes, Orbiliales, Orbiliaceae. The record is from RefSeq and is a predicted model, not a curated record.